This is a messenger RNA of Hyla sarda, 1331 nucleotides long. Its product is annotated as phospholipid scramblase family member 5-like. Gene Ontology annotation, cellular component: plasma membrane. NCBI's taxonomy places the organism in Eukaryota, Metazoa, Chordata, Amphibia, Anura, Hylidae. Gene Ontology annotation, molecular function: phospholipid scramblase activity. Gene Ontology annotation, biological process: plasma membrane phospholipid scrambling. The transcript is spliced from 7 exons. The coding region runs from base 256 to 1083 and encodes 275 amino acids. The record is from RefSeq and is a predicted model, not a curated record.
CUGGGUCCCAUCCCGGAGAUUGUGGGGGAUCCCAGCAAUCGGACCCCAAACCGCAAAAUGCAAAUGCCGUGAUUAUCCCCUAUUCUGUGGAUUUUACUUAAAAAUUAGAUCUUAUGAGACCUAUUAUUUUCCUAGGUCAGUGUUUCCCAACCAGCAUGCCUCCAUCUGUGGCAAAACGACAACUCCCGGCAUGCCUGGACAGCCAAAGGCUCCUUCCAGUUCCCCGCACAGAGCUGCUGCAGAACAAGGAACAGCAUGUUGUACUUCCCUAAAUGUCACAAUAAAGAUAUACAUAACAAAUCCCAGGAGAAUAAAGAUGUCCACAAUAUUCUACCUGGCACUCCUCAAUCUUUUGAUAAUGAGAAGAUGGGUUCUCCACCAUGGAAAUCUUCCCCAGAUGCAAAUCCUCCAGAACCUAAGUUCUUGGUCCCACCUGGCCUAGAACAUUUGAGCAAGAUACAUCACAUUAUUAUUCACCAAGAGGUUGAACUCUUAGGAGUUUUUCUUGGAACUGAGAAAAGCAACAAGUAUGAAAUAAAAGAUAACUUUGGACAAAGACUUUAUUUUGCAAGAGAGGAAAAUAUCUACCUCAAUAAAAACCUGUGUGGACCAUUGAGGCCUUUCACCAUGCACAUUGCUAAUAACACGGGCCGGGAAGUAAUCAAGGUUAUUAGGCCCUUGAGGUGCAUUACUUGCUUCUUUCCCUGCUACUUGCAAGAGCUCGAAGUACAAGCUCCUCCUGGGACAACUGUUGGUUUCAUUGUCCAGAAGUGGGAUCCUCUUCUGCCAAAGUUCACAAUUCAGAACGAGAGUAAGGAAGAUGUAUUGAAGAUUGUUGGUCCAUAUUUAACAUUUCGCUGCUUAGGUGAUGUCAAUUUUGAGGUUAAAACAUUAAAUGAAAACUUAAUCAUUGGGAAGAUUUCUAAAUACUGGUCUGGAUUUGUAAAUGAUGUGUUCACUAAUGCCGAUAACUUUGGAAUAGAAUUUCCAGCAGACCUUGACGUGAAGCUGAAAGCUGCUUUGAUUGGCACCUGCUUUCUUAUAGACUUGAUGUACUUUGAGCAAUCAUCAGAUGGCAUAUGAAAAUGUUAAGAGGAACUAUUUAUCACUGAAAUCUGAACUGUGUAUAAAGAAGAAGGAACUGAGGAAAUAUACAAUCACAGGGGAAAAAGAAGAAAAGAAAAAUACACAAUAGUUUAACGGGAACAGACAGUAAGGACGUUUGUCAAUAAAAUGUACAUUAAAUGCCUGAAACAAUAGAACUUGCAUUACACACAAUUGGCAUCUGUAUGUAUUUAGUUUUUUGCCUAAAAUGUUUUUAACAAGUUGAU